UGUGACUGGGGGGAAUUCUCUUGUGAUUCUCAGCCUUAAAAGGCAUGAAGUUACCUUCUUAUCUCUGAUGACCCGAAGCGUGGAAAAUGCACAGAAAAGGGAAGGACGUAAAUAAAUAAAUUCCAUUCCUAUCUGUACGGUGAAGGGCGAGUUGUCUUUGUUCUACGUAGUAACAUUGUAAAAUAUCGCUGUUCUCUGUUCUCCUGUGGGUUCAGUCCUUUUCUGCGCCUGCGCCUUGGCUCCCCAGGGAAUUGACCAGGAAGCUGCAGACGCUGGCAGUCUCCUAGCAACCAGGUCGCCUGGCAAUGAGCGCUCUGGCUGGCAGACACCAGGAGACUACACGCACUAAGUGGUUUCUACGGAGCUCCAAAGCCCCCUAGCAGGUGUGAAAAGAUGGCACACACCCGGAUCUCCAUGUACAUGCCUCCUGACCUCGACCCCACCAAGGCCGCCAUUGCUUAUGGCUGUCGGGCCUUGCCCAAGCUCAAUGAGGAGCUGCAAUCAAAUGAGCUCCUGACAAGGCAGAGAGCCCUUGUGGCUCUGUGUGACCUCAUGCAUGAUCCCGAGUAUGUCUAUGAGGCCAUCAGUAUAGGCUGUCUGAAGAGCCUGAAGGCCUUGCUGAGGGAUGGCAACAACCUGGUACGGAUAAAGACCACUGAGGUGCUGUACAUCAUGGCGACACAUAAUGUGGGCAGAGUUGGCUUCUUAGACCAAGGAGUCAUCGCAGACCUGUCGUUCCUGCUGAACGAUCACCAGGUGGUCUGCAGGGAGAACCUUCACCAGGCGUACAAGCAUCUGGCGCAGCUGCCUGAAGGUGCCCGGGGCAUCGUCAGCAGCGGCUUGAUCCCCUCGCUGGUCUGGAAGCUGCAGACGGAGGACGAAUACAUUCAGGAGCUCAUCCUGGACACCCUGGCCCCGUGCCUGCGGGAGGAUGCCAGCGAGGCCCUUGACAGCCAGGCUGUGCCCUAUUUUAAGGAGAAGCUCCUCAGCGAGUCCCCCCAAAUCCGCAGCAAGGCUGCUCGGGCGCUCAUCGCCAUCAGCGUCCCUUUGGAGGGCAAGAACCAGGUGUGGCAGCAUAAUGUCAUUCCUGUUCUGGUGAAACUGCUGGUAGAUCCUGACGAGGAGGUACAGGCCAAUGUCGCUGGGGCCCUGAUGAACGCAGCAGUGACCACUGAAGGGAAGUAUGCAGCACUUGACGCCAAUGCCGUCGGCCCGCUCAUAGAGUUGCUCUGUUCCAAACCCACGACCAAGGUGAUCCUGAAUGCCACCAAAGCCCUCACUAUGCUGGCCGAAGCCCCCGAGGGCCGCCGGUCACUGCAGGCCCACUUGUCUACUUUCCAGCGCCUCCUGGUGCAUGACAUGGAGGCCAUACAGAGAGCAGCCCAAGUCGCCAUCAAAGUGAUUGAGUGGAAGCCGUGACUCCCUCUGGGGCCGGGGGGCUCCCUCUCUGCCUCAAUAAACGAGUUGAA
Meriones unguiculatus (Mongolian gerbil) is the source of this 1469-nucleotide messenger RNA. RefSeq names its product radial spoke head 14 homolog (gene Rsph14). Gene Ontology annotation, molecular function: protein binding. The transcript has 7 exons. NCBI's taxonomy places the organism in Eukaryota, Metazoa, Chordata, Mammalia, Rodentia, Muridae. The record is from RefSeq and is a predicted model, not a curated record. Bases 394 to 1419 code for a protein of 341 amino acids.